Molecule: messenger RNA, 3258 nt
Organism: Myotis daubentonii (Daubenton's bat)
Lineage: Eukaryota; Metazoa; Chordata; Mammalia; Chiroptera; Vespertilionidae
Gene: NAPG
Product: NSF attachment protein gamma
Biological process (GO): intracellular protein transport
Cellular component (GO): SNARE complex; vacuolar membrane
Molecular function (GO): syntaxin binding; soluble NSF attachment protein activity
Source: RefSeq, a predicted model, not a curated record
CUAGGUUUGAGCCCUGCCGGCCCCUGUAGCGGAGAGGUGUCCUGCUGUCCUGGCUUCCUACUCGGCGCUCCCACGCCCACCAACUUGGGCUUUUUCCUUCUACGUCAGCCGCAGGGCCCUGGAGAUGGCAGCUCAGAAGAUAAAUGAGGGGCUGGAGCACAUCGCCAAAGCUGAGAAAUACCUGAAAACUGGUUUAUUAAAAUGGAAGCCAGAUUAUGACAGUGCUGCUUCUGAAUAUGGAAAAGCAGCUCUUGCUUUUAAGAAUGCCAAACAGUUUGACCAAGCAAAAGAUGCCUGCCUGAGAGAAGCUGUGGCCCAUGAGAAUAACAGGGCUCUUUUCCAUGCUGCCAAAGCUUAUGAGCAAGCUGGCAUGAUGUUGAAGGAGAUGCAGCAACUCCCACAGGCUGUCCAGCUGAUUGAAAAAGCCAGCAUGAUGUAUCUGGAAAAUGGCACCCCCGACACAGCAGCCAUGGCCUUGGAGCGAGCUGGAAAGCUUAUAGAAAAUGUAAAUCCAGAAAAGGCUGUACAGUUAUACCAGCAGACAGCUAAUGUGUUUGAAAAUGAGGAACGUUUACGACAGGCAGUUGAAUUACUAGGAAAAGCCUCCAGACUGCUAGUACGAGGACGCAGGUUUGAUGAGGCGGCACUUUCUAUUCAGAAAGAAAAAAAUAUUUAUAAGGAAAUUGAGAAUUACCCAACUUGUUAUAAGAAAACAAUUGCUCAAGUCUUAGUUCACCUUCACAGAAAUGACUACGUGGCUGCGGAAAGAUGUGUCAGGGAGAGCUACAGCAUUCCAGGGUUCAAUGGGAGUGAAGACUGUGCCGCCCUGGAACAGCUGCUGGAGGGCUAUGACCAGCAAGACCAAGACCAGGUGUCAGAGGUCUGCAACUCGCCCCUCUUCAAGUACAUGGACAAUGAUUACGCUAAGCUGGGCCUGACUUUGGUGGUCCCAGGAGGAGGAAUCAAGAAGAAAGCCGCAGCAACACCAGAGGCCAAGCCUGAAGGCACCACUGCCCCCGCUGCCGAGGAGGAAGAUGAAUAUGCGGGAGGGCUAUGCUAGGCUUCACUGAAGGGAACGUCCUCAUACGCCUUCAUGGACUUGGAACUUGUCUAAGGGUACCCACAUUUCAUUGCAGUCAUGGCUUUGAAUGCUAAUAAAGGUGAAUUUUGUUUACCACUUCCUCAAAUCACCCAUUGUACCUGCUACAUGUGAAGCACUUUUUUCUUUCUAAAUACACGGAAGCAAUUAACAGGAGAAAGUAGUGUCACAUUUUAAUAGUUGAUUUUAAAGUUUGCAAGCCAAAUUCUAAGACAAAUUAUGUUCUAAGCAAAACGAAAGAGCCAAUAGGCAUAGAGAUAUUCUUUUUCUUGUAAUUUAUUGUUAGAGACUUUCCUUUGCAUUUUUUUAAACAAUUGCUGCUAAAAUUGAAGUUUACUAGUUAAACAAAAUAAUAUUUUAAACAUUUGUUUUGUUAUAUUUUGCAAAGGAAAUUUAUCCCUCGUAAUAUUAGCUACAUUUAAAUUAUUAAGAUGAGAGAUUGGAACAGGAAGCUAUUUUGAUCUUUACAAUAUUAUUUAGUCCAAUAAAGGAUGCAUUUAAAAUCUUCUUUGUAAAUUCGAAAGUUCCUAAAGUAGCAUAUGAAAGUAAUUCUGUAAAUGUCUUCAAUUCUCUGUGAAAUAUGGAUAUUUGUCCCAUCAAAAAAUCACAUAGUGACUGUCUCCAAACCCACUUGAUUCUUGACUAAAUGAGAACUAACCUAGACCUUUUUAUGGAUUCUAACAAAGAAAUAAUGUUUCUAUCAACUUAUAUAUAUACAUAUAUAUAUAUUUUUCCCCUCCAAAAUAAUUUGAUUCACUUAGGGUUAUAACAGGACGGUAACAUGACGUGGGAAAUGUUGUAUACCACAAACAUUUAUCUGAAAUGGGAGAAUCGUUUUGAAGUACUUAUAUUUAAAGUACUGUGCUGCCAAUGUUUCGAUCCUUUAUAGAUGUUUCCUGAAAGGUUAUUUUGAAGCAUUCCUCUUUCAGCCUGUGUGGCUUAGAUCCAUCUCCCAACCUGUUAAUUUGAAAGGGGCUCCAAACACCAGCAGUGUGCAUUCUGCAGGCAGAUGCUACCCAGAGUGGUUUCCUCUUCAUUCACGCCCUGUCUCUCUGCAUAGAGUCCUAGCUGUUGCAGGUGCAGUCUGCUUAGUUUUGCUGGACUUCCGAAAACACUAAUGUAGAUUAUCAAGAGUGGUUUUAGUCACGGUUGGUUCUGUGGGAGCGCUUACACAGUAUAACCUCCUGAUUUGUGUGCUUGUGGUGGGUGGAUGUUUGCAUAGAAAUCUUUAUUGAAGGUCUGAUUCAAAACACUAAUAAGUUGGAUGUUUUGUUUCCUUAAGUUGCUUGCAUAGUUUAGCAGGUAUCAGCUAAUUUUCAGUAAUUGUUUGGAGAUUAACUUUGAGCAACCUCAGUAAAACUAUAUUUAGGCAGUUGAAUUUAAUGAUAAUAUUUCAAAUAUCCUAUCAUUGCUGUUAUACCCUUUAGAUCCAAUGAGAAGCUUCCAGAAUCUUAUAUUGAUGCUCAUUUGAGGUAAUUAGCAAUCUGUUUAAACAGACCGGGAAGUGUUUAAAAGAUAUUUUACACCAUUUGUUUAUAGACCAUAUUAUCCAUUACAGCCUUGGAAACUUUUGUUUACUUUUACUCUUUUCUUACAUAUUAAGUAAAAUGAGGAGCAAUUCAGUGCAUUCUGUAGCAGCAAUGCAAGUGAGUCUUAAAUAACAUAAAAGGUUUAUAUAAGCACAACCUCUCACCACCCUCCCUGCCCACAUUUAAGAACUAAGAACCAUAAGGACUUGUGUAUUUCAGGGUUAUUCUAUAUGGUGUCCAGUAAAAAAGCAUUGCUUCCACAUUUAUGCAUUUAGCUUUUCCACCUAUGUAAGUCUUUAUUUUCAGAGGAUAGAGUGGAAAACUUGUGUUUACAAAAGGAAAAAUAGUUUUCUAGAACUCGUGUCAUUACUUUUACCAAAGUGGAAGUCUGCAUGAACAUGCUCAGAAUCUAAUAUUCAAUGUUCUGUUAUAGUGUAAGUGCAGCCAGCCUGCAAAAUAUAUUUAAUAUAUUGAAUUUAUUUGUAUAUAUGCAGAGUAUUUGUGCUUUAUUCCUAUUUUUUUCCAGCUCUUUGAUGAGUAGGAUAUUAAAUGUGUUGUUAUGGAAAUGCAGAUUAUUGCUUCAAUGAUAAGAUAAUUAUGAAAAUAAAAUCUGGAACUAUAUAAAUAUGA